AUGAAACACCGGAUAAUUAUGCACCUUCUAGUGAUGCAUGGUAUUUUCGCACGACUCAGCAUUGAAAACAUAAUGAAAAUCCACGAACUGCAGAUAGAUGGCGCCUCUGGGCUUACUAUCAACCCGGACGGCCCUCUUACCCCGCUGCGCGGCUACAUUGGCUACCGUAAUGGAUACGUCUAUAACAAACGAUUUUUCUCCGCAGAAAUAGAAACAAGCUACUCCAUGGCAAAGAAAAAAGUCCUCAGAGAGGGCACGGUAGACUAUGAAUUCACAAGAAAGCCUGUUGACGACGGAGUGUACAAAGACUUAGCUGAAAAGUCACCAACCGGCAAGUAUCUUAGCACAUACCACUCCAUGCUCAUAAAGAUGUUUCCGUCUGCUGAUGGGAACUUUUCCAUUGAGGCAGGAAGGCCAAAUGCACUCACAAACUUCCUAAGAGCAGAGCACGUCAGAAAAGACACAAAGUACAUUUUUGCCGCCCUGCUGCUUCUCUCAGAGGGGAUUGACGUUAAAAUAGCAGUAGACCCCACAGGAGAAAAAAAUAGGCUUGUGAUAAAGAGCAAGAAAUGUGCCGAGAAGGUGUUUGUGGACGUAGAGAUGCACAUGGCAGGCAUAGAUCCAUUUACUAAAGAGCACAAGAAGGAUAUUUACCAAAGUGAAGUGACGGGAAUUGUCAACUUCUUUCUGCAGUGCAGAGUCAAUCCACUGCUAAAGAGAGGAGGCGAGUUUGCAGAGCCAGCCAGCAUAGAAGAGUUUGAGAGCGGCAAAUUUCUGAACAGUAUAGGCUUCCUCAUACAGACAUACAUAUACGAGUUCAUCGAUACUGUGCAGGCGUACAAGGAAUUUGUGCAUGCCGUGCACGAGCUGCUGGUUGACCAAAUGACCACAGAAAGUAGCAGCGGAAAAAAGAAGGGAAAGAAGGACCGGAUAUUUGACAGGUUCUUUCUGCAAAAGGACUCCAAUGGCGCAGAGAUGAAAUACAUUAAGCCCUUUUACGAGCUCGCAAAGAUCAUGGAUAAAGAUAUGACAUUCCCCUUCUGUGACUCCAGUCAGCUGCCAGUGUACACUAAAAUACCGCGGUAUAAACUGGAUAAGACUGGCUUUGAAGAAGAGGAGUCCCUAAGCUACAGUGACUGUGUAGAGUCUGCCCUUCUUGGGCUAUUCUGCUGUCUGGCGUAUAACCCAGAGAAAAGAGAGUACCAAACAAGCCACAUGGGAGAUAAAAUAAGCGAUGAACUAAGGGACUUCUUUAAAAGCUAUCCUGCGCCAGUGGAAGUUGUUGACCAUGAAAUGCACAAGCAAUGGAGCAGGGUUGUUUCUUGCUUAAAGAACGACAAGAUUGACUACAAGCACCCAAAAAAUGAACUUCUCUCUGGAGCUGCAAAUAUAUUUCUAGCAAUUGCAGGAAUAACUGGACAAGAAGAUGACAUACUAGAUCUAGUUGAGAGUAUAGAAAAUGCGUGCAGGCUACAAAAGUUAGAGAACGAACAUAUAGAUUAUAUCACAGAUAAAAUUCAGUUGAUUAUUACAUCGCUCUCUUAUAACAAGAAUGUAGUAGUGAGCUGCGGUAACAUAGAUUUUUGGAUAAGAUCAAGUGGCAAGGAAGAUCUUUUCUUUCAAAUCGAUAUUAUCUACGGAUUUGACGAUAAAAAGCAUGGGAUUUCUCUAUAUAUAAACAGCGGGCAUGCUUCUUUGAGAAUUCUUCAGCUAUCCUCUAUACCUGCACAUAUUAAAAACAAGUAUGAAGAAAUUAGAAAAAUAUGUUGUAAAGAAGAGAACUACAUGACAUGCGCCAUUGGUCAGUAUAUUGAGAGAAGCUUAGAAGAGUUAAAAAAUUCAGAUGCAGAAAACGAAAGUUAUAAUCUAUCGAAAUACAAGCAGAUUUUAGAUUUAGGGCAUGAGAACAUAUCUAAGAUAUUCUUGCAGGGAAGGCUUACUGAUAUUGACUGCAAGUCCUUUAUUAUAAAGAACUUUAUAAUAUACUCUGCAGACAAGAACUUAGGCUUAGAUGACCCUGCAAUACGCAUUACUGCUAAUAUUCUGGGGUCUGUCCCACUGAAUGACCCUGCUACCCGACGUAAAAUAAUGCAAAGCUUUUAUUUCCAUCCAAACUGGCAGAAUUACUAUCCAAAGCUUGGGUUUGCACCAUCAAAGUGCCUACCAGAGGCAUACAUGGAUAGCAAUGAUUUAUAUAACACAUAUGUGGAUAUACUGGCGCGCCAAUCAGCAUAUCUCGCCAGCAAAUGCAUGUAUACCUAUUUAAGGGCACCUAUAGCGGAUGGCAGUACUCAUUGUUUAUUUAAAAGGCUAUCCUUAUAUGCAUAUUUAUUUAAUCAUAUAGCAGAGGAAGGCCAAAUAGAAUAUCUGGAAAGUAUUCAAUAUGCACUUGAAGAAACCAAGAAGCCCUUGGACGCUAAGGAUCUUAACUAUAUAUAUCUUGUCUGGUUUAUUUCUGCAUGCAAUGAGUACGCAGACUAUACAGAGUUGAUUGAGAAAACAUAUGGAUUUAUACACAUUGACAGUCUGUCUAUGAAUGAAAAAAAAGAGCUAAGAGCAUACUACACAGAAAAAGUUGUUUAUGUGCUAGAGAAUAGAAAAAGAGUUUUCUGCUUUAAAUACAACAGAACCAGUAUGGAGAACUAUGAAAAGGUGCUAAACUACUUUAAAUCAUUCCAUUAG
Molecule: messenger RNA, 2682 nt
Organism: Nematocida ausubeli
Lineage: Eukaryota; Fungi; Microsporidia
Exons: 1
Coding region: 1-2682 (893 amino acids)
Source: RefSeq, a predicted model, not a curated record